AUGGCACAAACAUCACUUACUAAAUAUUUGACUACUAUACCGAUAUUUUCUAGCGCUGUCGUACGACAGAGAACAACAAUUCUAGGUGAAUGUAAAAUUUGUAGAGCAUCUGCACGAUAUUCUUAUUAUGGUGCAAUUGUAUGUCAUUCAUGUAAAAUGUUUUUUAAACGAAAUGCAGAAAAUAAACAAGUAAUAUUGAAAUGUCACUUUGAUAAUAAAUGUGAUAUUAAUAUGAAUAAUCGUCAUACAUGUGCUUCAUGUCGACUUAGAAAAUGUUUUAUGAAUGGGAUGCGUAGUGAAAUGAUUCGAUCAUCUCGAUGCAAGAAAAAUAAGAGAAAUAAAAAAAGAAAAUUGUUUAUCGAUUCAAUACCAUUAAUGUCAACAACAUCAGUGACAUUGAAUAAAACAUGUCAACUUGAUCAGAUUCCAACAUUAAAUCUCUUAAAAUUUGAUCAAUCAAUAUUGAGUAUUGAUCAAUGGAAUCUUUUAUCAAAUUUACUUAAUUGUUUCGAUGAAAAUAAUGGAUAUGAAUAUGUUGAAGAUUUUCUCGAAAAACAAAAUCGAUUACCACUCAAAUUACGAUUCAAAUAUUCAUCAGUUAAUUACUUUUUUAUAUUAAUGAUGAGUAAAGUUCAACGUGUAUUCGAGAAAAAUCGUGAUUCUCUUCUAUUAUCUCAACACGAUCGCACUAUUUUACUUGAAAAUACAAUAGAAUAUACAGCAACUAUUGGUGGAAUGUUUCUUUUACGUCAAGCAAGAUUAUUUGAUGAUGUGACUUUUGUUAAAUCUGCCGAGAUAAUCUUUCAACCAUCUGCAAUGGUUUUCAUUAAACGUGUUAUUGGUCAAUUCGAUUCUGAUGAUACAUUUAUUAAAUUAGUACUUACAAUUCUUGCUUUUUCAACAAUCAAUUAUACUGUAUAUAGAAAAAAUACUCAGACUAAUUUGACGAAUAUCAAAGCAAUUUUAUCGAUUCAAAAUCUGUAUACAGAUUUAACAUGGCGAUAUCUUUUAUAUAAAUAUGGUCAUCACGAAGCUGUAAUACAUUUUUCAAAUCUUUUAAAAUGUCUUUUUUCUGUAAACGGUGUUAUUGUUGAAGCAUAUGAAUCACAACAAUUUAUAGAUAUAAUUGAUUUUGUUUUUCAAGAAAUUAAACAGAAACUCAUUUAA
Molecule: messenger RNA, 1167 nt
Organism: Rotaria sordida
Lineage: Eukaryota; Metazoa; Rotifera; Eurotatoria; Philodinida; Philodinidae
Source: the annotation of a GenBank genome assembly